CGUGCGCUUUGGUCAGCAGAUACGUAUGGAAUAAGUGUAUUUUGCCCUUACUGUUACUUUGUGCUGUGGAGUUGUCCGUGUAAGCAGUGAAAGUUUUGUGUUCAACAUGAUUUUUCAGUGUCAUGUGUGCGAUAAGGUCUAUCCUAAAAAAGGAAAUUUGAAUAGACACCUGUUAGAGGUUCAUGGACUGCAAAUAGAGCAGAAAAAAUUGUUUGUUUGCGCCCUGUGUAAUGAAAGAAGUACUUCUGAAAAGUGCCUGUUUGAACAUUUACAGUCGGCACAUGAAGUAGAUGUGAAAUGUGAAAUCUUACAUUUUAGCACCGCUGAUGAAUUUCAGAAGUGGAAGGAGGAAACUGAGCAGACAACGCUCUCAAAGUUCGUCAAACGUCGUGGUUCCCAUGCUAAGGUUGAUUCAGAAGUUGUUUCUUAUAUUUGUCACCGGUCUGGUAAGUUUGUGUCUAGAGGAAAAAACGUGCGAUGUCUUAAAUUGCAAGGUAGUAGUAAGAUUGAUGCAAUGUGCCCUGCUAAGAUGAGAGUAGAUAUGAAAAAGAAUGGAACCUGCUGUGUGAAAUAUGUUUCAACCCAUGUUGGCCACAAAUCCGAGUUAUGUCAUCUGCAACUAACAAAAAGGGAAAGAGAAUGUAUUGCUGCAGAUAUAGCAAGUGGCAUACCAUUCUCUGUCAUAUUAGACAAAAUUCGAGAUACAGUUGUAGAUUCGAACUUGGAAAGGAUACAUUUGAUUACGAGACAGGAUCUACAUAAUAUUGAUCAGUCUUAUAAUUUGUCCUUCAAGUCAAUAAGACACCAUAAUGAUGCAAUAAGUGUAGAAGCAUGGGUAAAUGAAGUAAAUGGUGGAGACAGUCCUUGUGUGCUUUUCUAUAAACCACAGGAUGUAGUCCUUGAUUCGUACCCACAAUUAAAGCGCUCUGAUUUUGCAUUGAUAAUUAUGAACAAUGCUCAAGGCGAGAUAUUAAAGAAAUAUGGGAACGACUGCGUUUGUGUUGAUGGGACACAUGGUCUUAAUGGAUAUAAUUUUGAACUUAUAACUCUACUAGUGCUAGACGAUCUGAGACAAGGGUUUCCAUGCGCGUUUCUAAUAUCUAACAGGAAUGACUCCCAGAUGCUGUCCAUAUUUUUCCAGCACAUAAAGAGGCAGGUUGGAUCAAUUUCGCCAAAUGUUUUUAUGUCGGAUUUGGCAGAGUCUUUAUUGCGUGGAAUGAUGUCAUGGUAG
This is a messenger RNA of Schistocerca nitens (vagrant locust), 1231 nucleotides long. RefSeq lists its product as uncharacterized. The record is from RefSeq and is a predicted model, not a curated record. Bases 107 to 1231 code for a protein of 374 amino acids. Lineage: Eukaryota; Metazoa; Arthropoda; Insecta; Orthoptera; Acrididae. The transcript is spliced from 2 exons.